Molecule: messenger RNA, 2238 nt
Organism: Diaporthe batatas
Lineage: Eukaryota; Fungi; Ascomycota; Sordariomycetes; Diaporthales; Diaporthaceae
Exons: 2
Coding region: 453-2156 (567 amino acids)
Biological process (GO): lipid metabolic process
Cellular component (GO): membrane
Molecular function (GO): oxidoreductase activity, acting on paired donors, with oxidation of a pair of donors resulting in the reduction of molecular oxygen to two molecules of water
Source: RefSeq, a predicted model, not a curated record
GGUAGACCGGGGCCCGGGGUUCGGCAAGUAACACGCUAGGAUAAUCCGAGGGUCCGUCUGUCCGCCUCGGCAGCACUUGCAGAUGCAGAUGCAGAUGCAGAUAGAUGCAGCAACAACACACCACCCGCCGCUCUGCACCCCAGAAAUAACCUCCGCAGCCCCAGCGACACAGGGCGCAGAUCAGCCAUCUGGCGUGGUAGUCGUCCAAGCAGUGCAGGUCGACGAGUGCUUGCCCGAGUAGAGACAAGCAACGGUCCCGGUCGUACGAUCACCAUCGGUUGUUGAGCUGUCGGUCUGGUCAUUUUGCCCUCCCUGUCACCGCCGGGGUGCAAAUUUUGCCUCCCCUCCGCUCCUGUGCUCUUUCAUUUUUGUAUCCCCCCUCGAGGCCAGCCCAAUUGACAAUCGACACACGCCGAGAGCCAGCCCAGCCCAACAUCGACGCGACGCCAGCCAUGGACACGACAAAGGGUCGGGCACCGGACCGGGCCCGGCAGUACCCCGUCAUGACAACAGGCGAGGUCGAGCAGCUCAUCGCAGACGGCAGGACCAUCAUCAUCAUGGACCAACAUGUCCUGAAGGUCGACGCCUGGAUCAAGUACCACCCUGGCGGCGACAAAGCCAUCCAGCACAUGGUCGGGAGAGACGCCACCGACGAGGUCAACGCCCUACACUCCCCCGAGGCGCGGGCCAUGAUGGGCAAGUACAGGAUCGGCCGCAUCGAACACAGAUGGGACAACAUGGUGCCCCCUAUUCAGGGCGGCAUCUUCACGCCCAAGGCACAUGUCAGCGGUCGCUCGAAGGACUCCCCAGCCUCUAGUCAUGCAAGCUCACGAUCCGCCUCGCCCGUGUUUGAUACACACGACAGCAACGGCCGGGUCCUGCGCAGCCGCAAGACCGGUGCUGUCUCCCCCCCGUCGUCCAUGCGGCCCUCGUCCUCGACCUCGGUCACCUCCGCCGACGACGACGACGCCGACGGUAUGAGCCUCCUGGACCGCAGGACCAUGCAGGAGAUCAAGCAGGACCUUGACAUAUACCCGGCCCUGGACCCGGCCACCCAGGACAACAUCGUCGACAAGUACCGCCGGCUGAACGAGAGGAUCAAGGCCGAGGGGCUCUACCAGUGCAACUACUGGGCCUAUGCUAUCGAGUGCUCCCGCUACGCCCUGUUCUUCGGCCUGUUCGUCUUCUUCCUGCGCUGCAGGUGGUGGGUCACGAGCGCGUGGUGGCUGGGCGUCUUCUGGCACCAGCUGGUCUUCUCUGCCCACGAUGCCGGCCACAUGGGCAUCACCCACAACUUCCACGUCGACACCGUCAUCGGCAUCAUCAUAGCCGAUUUCGCCGGCGGCCUGUCCCUGGGCUGGUGGAAGAGGAACCACAACGUGCACCACAUCGUGACCAACUCCCCAGAGCACGACCCGGACAUCGAGCACAUGCCCUUCUUUGCCAUCUCCCACCGCUUCCUGCAGAGCCUGCGCUCCACCUACUACGAGCGCGUCAUGACCUAUGAUGCCUUUGCCAAGGUCUUGCUCAGGUUCCAGCACUACUCGUACUACCCGAUCCUGCUCUUUGGCCGCUUCAACCUCUACCGCCUGUCGUGGGAGUACCUCCUCGGCGCGCAGGCCCCGCGCAGGGGCCCGGCCUGGUGGCACCGCUGGCUCGAGCUGGCCGGCCAGGCCUUCUUCUGGUACUGGUUUGGCUACAUCGUGCUCUACAGGUCCAUCGACUCGGGCUGGGCCCGCCUCGCCUUCGUCAUGGUCAGCCACAUGGUGACCAUGCCUCUGCACGUGCAGAUCACCCUGUCCCACUUCGCCAUGAGCACCGCGGAGCUGGGCCCGGCCGAGUCGUUCCCGCAGAAGAUGCUGCGCACCACCAUGGACGUGGACUGCCCCCUCUGGCUCGACUUCUUCCACGGCGGGCUCCAGUUCCAGGCCAUCCACCACCUCUACCCGCGCAUCCCGAGGCACAACCUGCGCAGGACGCAGAGGCUGGUGCAGGGCUUCUGCGAGGACGUGGGGAUCCCGUACGCCCUGUACGGCUUCGUCGGCGGCAACAAGAAGGUCAUUGGCCGCCUGGCCGACGUGAGCAGGCAGGCCGCCAUCUUGGCCAAGUGCCAGCAGGUCCUGGCCGAGAGCGGCGACCCCCUGCACCACCACUGAUGUGGUACAUCAGACCGUAUCGAGAUGAUCUCACCCUGGUCCGGUGAGCUCAUCACGUCGUGCCAUUUGUAGUGGGACUCGG